This is a messenger RNA of Maylandia zebra (zebra mbuna), 444 nucleotides long. Its product is annotated as hepcidin-like. Gene Ontology annotation, molecular function: 2 iron, 2 sulfur cluster binding. Gene Ontology annotation, cellular component: extracellular region. The record is from RefSeq and is a predicted model, not a curated record. Gene Ontology annotation, biological process: defense response to bacterium; intracellular iron ion homeostasis. Lineage: Eukaryota; Metazoa; Chordata; Actinopteri; Cichliformes; Cichlidae.
UCAACCAUCACGAAGGAGCUGACAAGAGUCAACGAGAGAGUCAAAGGAUCUGACCACCUUAAACCACUCAAACCUCCUGAAGAUGGAGACGUUCAGCGUUGCAGUUGCAGUGGCCGUUGCACUCAUGUGUAUUUGCAUUCAGCAGAGCUCUGCCACAUUUGCUGAGAUACGAGAACUGCAAGAGCUACAAGAGGCUGUGAGCACUGACAGUCCAGCUGCUGAACACCAGGAGGUAUCAGCUGACUCAUGGGUGAUGCCGUACCACAGACAGAAGCGUGGCAUGAAGUGUCGCUUUUGCUGCGGCUGCUGCAAUGCUGGUGUCUGUGGAUUGUGCUGCAGAUUCUGAGAAUAUCUACCUGCGAUUCUCACAUCAACCACUAAGUAUAGACUGUUAUACAUGAAAUGAUUUGACUGCUUAGCAUUUGUUACUUCACGUUACAUUUU